AUGAUUGAUGCCUUCUACAUCUUCACCAAAGGUGGAUUGCUACUGUGGUCCACGCAGCUCGUGAAGGUCAAAGGAAAUCCCCUGGACCGGCUCAUCAAGGAGGUCCUCCUUGAGGAACGGGUGGGCGAGACCUUCGCGAACAUCGACGCGUACAACUUGAAGUGGAAGUUGCUCAACGAGAUGGACAUCUUCUUUGUGGUCGUCUACCAAGGGAUUCUUCAAAUGGCCUACUUGGAGGGUCUCCUGGCCAUGGUGGCCAAGGAAUUUGUUCAACACGUUGGCAACUCCUUCGGAAACGGCCUCACGAUCAAGCAUGUGGACUUCGAUCAGGACUUCCUCCGCUGCCGCCAGCGGGCGGACAAGGACCUCAAGGAAGCGCGCCGGCAAGGCGGUAUGCGCUCCUUUGCCGACACCAAGAAGGGCGCCGAGGUGCAGAAGACCCGCGAGGAGAAGGGGCUGCCAGCCACAUCAUCCAAAAAGGGUAAAAGUGGCGGGGCAGACGACAAGGACGAGGAUGACGAGGAUGAUGCCGAUGCCUCGAAAGUGGCCGAGGCCAGAGGCAAAUUGGGCGCCAAGUCCAAGGCGAAGAAAGAAGCCGACCCUGCAACGGCCGAGAAGCCCAAGAAGGGGAAGGAGGCGCGCCACUGGGACGGUGGCAAAGUCUCCAAAAGCUUGAUGCAGGAGCUUGACUUCUCCAAGAACAAGCCCGACGACGAUGCCGACCUCGCCGCAAAGCAGGCUGAGUUUCUCGGCUCGGGGGACGAGAACUUUGAUGCAGAGGUGGAGUCCCUCUCUUCUGGCUCGGAGGACGAGGCGAAGGACACGGGGGAGCAGGAGCAGGAGCAGGGCCGCGUGGGCGGCCUUUUCAAGUCGCUGACCCGAGGCGUCAAGAACCUCACGGGCGGCGCUGUGCUGGGGGAGGAGGAUCUUGAGCCCAUCCUGAAGAAGUUCAAGACGGAACUGAUGACCAGGAAUGUGGCAGCAGAAGUGGCGGACAAGCUGUCUGAUUCAGUGCGAAGAAGCCUUGUCGGUAAGACCACCGGGAGAUUUACGACGAUGGCCUCGACGGUGAAACAGGCUCUGAAGGAGUCCAUGGAAACACUUUUGACGCCAAAGAAGUCGAUCGAUGUGUUACGGGCAGCUCUGGCCGCGAAGAACGCGGGACGGGUGUACACUAUAGUUUUUUUGGGCGUGAACGGUGUCGGCAAGUCCACGAACCUCGCCAAAGUUGCGUACUAUUUGAAGCACAAAGGGGGGCUCAACGUUCUUAUUUGCGCUUGCGACACCUUCCGUGCGGGUGCAGUGGAACAGCUGAAGACGCACUCCAGGUGUCUCGAUGUUCCUUUAUUUGAGCGCGGCUACGGCAAGGAUCCGGCCGACAUCGCAAAGAAUGCAAUCGCGCAUGCAAAGUCAAACGGUCACGACGUAGUUCUUGUAGAUACGGCCGGGCGGAUGCAGGACAACGAGCCGCUGAUGCGCGCCCUGGCCAAGUUGGUGGCCAUCAACACUCCCGAUCUCGUGCUUUUUGUUGGCGAGGCGCUGGUGGGAAACGACGCCAUCGACCAGGUCACCAAGUUUAACCGGUCGCUCGUCGACUUGUCCGCCGAUCCGAGGAAUCCGCGGGGCAUCGAUGGGAUGCUGCUGACGAAGUACGAUACCGUCGAUGACAAGGUUGGUGCCGCCCUGUCCAUGGUCUACGUGACAGGCCAGCCUGUCGUCUUCGUGGGCACUGGGCAGAAGUACACGCACCUCCGGAAGAUGCAAGCCAAAGAAGUCGUCAGGACGCUGCUUGGCUGA
This is a messenger RNA of Symbiodinium natans, 1797 nucleotides long. The record is from the annotation of a GenBank genome assembly. NCBI's taxonomy places the organism in Eukaryota, Dinophyceae, Suessiales, Symbiodiniaceae.